This is a messenger RNA of Acanthoscelides obtectus, 2608 nucleotides long. NCBI's taxonomy places the organism in Eukaryota, Metazoa, Arthropoda, Insecta, Coleoptera, Chrysomelidae. The record is from the annotation of a GenBank genome assembly.
CUUGACGUUUUAGGAGUUGAGGUUAACCCUACCAAGGGAAAACAAUUUUCAAAUAUAUUUUUUCCGAAAUAUGGAACAUGCACAGGAUACUGAACAUGAAGAUCAGGAUUUGUUCACACAUUUUCCAGCUGUUGUCCAGAAAGCAAUCGAAGAGGUACUGCCAAGCAAAGAUCCAUUAGAUGAGCCCGAUUUCAAUAGCAUUGAUUACAUUAACUCAUUAUUCCCCACUGAGCAAUCCCUCUCUAAUAUAGAUGAAGUAGUGUUAAAAAUGGAAAACAAAAUCAAUGCAAUAGACAAUGAAAUAAGUAGCGUAGUUCGGGGCCCAAAUUGAGGCAGUGAAGAUGGAAACAAGCUCUAGAAGAGGCGCAAAAGGUCAUUAAGCAGCUAUUCACACACAUCACUGAUAUAAAGGAGAGGGCAGAAAAGUCAGAGGAGAUGGUGCGAGAAAUAACAAGGGAUAUCAAGCAGCUAGACUGUGCUAAAAAGAAUCUAACGCUAGCUAUAACAACACUGAACCAUCUGCAUAUGCUAGUAGGGGGUGUGGAUACACUGAAAUCACUCACUCAGAAAAGAUUCUAUGGCGAAAUAGCUUUGCCUCUGCAAGCAAUUAGUGAGGUAAUGACACAUUUUGAAAAUUAUACAGAUAUACCUCAAGUAAAGAACCUUAGUGAUCAAGUGAAACAAAUACAUGUUGAAUUAGCAGAGCAGAUUACACAUGACUUUAAGGAAGCGUUCUCAGGUUCAAACAAGACUACAAUUCCGAAUAAACAGCUGGCCCAAGCGUGUUUAGUGGUAUCAAUCCUAGAUCCAAAAGUGAAACGGGACCUCCUGAAAUGGUUCAUAGACCUUCAACUGCAGGAAUACCACCACUUGUUCAAUGAAACUGAAGAUACAGCUUGGCUCGAUAAGAUCGACAAGCGCUAUGCUUGGCUUAAAAGACAUCUCUUGGAAUUUGAGGACCGCUUAGGGAAUAUGUUUCCCCAAAAUUGGGAGGUUUCAGAACAGAUCGCAGUCCAGUUUUGCCAUAUUACCAGGGAAGAACUCUCAAAAAUAAUGGCAAAAAGGAAGAAUGAGAUUGAUGUGAAAUUGUUGCUCUAUGCUAUUCAGAAGACAUCUGCUUUUGAAAAUCUGCUCUCCAGAAGAUUUACAGGAGUUACUCUCAGUGAAGAUUGUGCCAAAUCAGAAGGAUCCAGACACGUGAAGCAGGCGGAUUUGACAGCUGACACUUUGGAUGAGAGGGAUAUGGAUUUGAAUUCAUCACCUUUUCAUGGGCUAAUUGGUAAAUGUUUCAUCCCACAUCUGCAAAUCUACAUCGACAGUGUGGACAGAAAUCUCUCUGACCUGAUAGAUCGUUUUGUCAUGGACCAAAAACAGAGCAUUCCCACUGAAGCUACCGAAACCCAGGCCGCCAUCUUGCCCAGUUGUCCAGAUUUGUUUGUAUUUUAUAAAAAGAGCAUGAUUCAAUGCAACCAGCUGGAUAGAGGGCAAACCAUGCUCAGUCUGGCAAAAGUUUUCCAAAAAUAUUUGCACGAGUAUUCCGAAAAGUUGCUUAUGAGCAAUUUACCUAAAAUAGAAACGCAGACGUUAGGUGCUUCUAUGCAGAAUUUCACCAAAGAUUUACAGAAAAUAUCUACGUCGGGAUUAAUACAUAAUUUUUCAUCACUUUUGAAGGAAGGUGAAGUCACAAGGUUCACAAAAGAUGAGCAAACAAAAAUUUGUUACGUUUUAACUACCGCAGAGUAUUGUUUAGAAACCACACAACAGUUACAAGAUAAGCUAAAGGAGAAAAUUGAUCCUUCCUUGGCAGAUCAGAUAGAUUUUUCUAAGGGGCAAGAUGACUUCCACAAGUAAGCCUCGAGUAUUGUGACAAUAAAUUCAUAAUAUUUGCGUUUUUAGAGUAAUCUCGAAUUGUAUACAGAUUUUGGUGCAAGAUUUGGAAAAUGCUUGUGAACCUGCCCUAACAGCUAUGAGUAAGAUUCAAUGGCAGAACUUCGAUACAGUUGGAGACCAAAGUCCGUACAUCACGGCGAUAACAACACACCUAAAAAACGACAGUUCCUAUAAUCAGGGAUAAUUUAUCGCAUUCCAGAAAAUAUUUCACCAAGUUUUGUAUCAAGUUUGUGGAUAGUUUUCAUUCCAAAGUUUAUUCAAUGUAUUUAUAAGUGCAAACCGAUUAAAUCAGAAGGUGCAGAACAGCUUUUGCUUGACACUCAUAUGUUGAAGACGGUCCUGUUGAAUCUGCCAUCGAUUGCUUCUCAGAUUAACCAUCCUGCGCCAGCAGCAUAUACAAAGGUGGUUACAAAAGGACUGACAAAAGCAGAAAUGAUUUUGAAAGUGGUGAUGACACCAGUUGAUCCUCCGAAGAAUUUUGUUGAGCAAUAUAAAAUGCUGCUUCCCGACUGCCACUUAACAGAGUUUUAUAAAGUUCUGGAGAUGAAAUGCCUCAAGAGACAAGAACAGGCUGUGCUGGUAGAAUUGUUUAAAAGCUACAAAUAAUUAUACGUACUCAAAUAUGUAAAUUUUAGUUUAAAGUAUUUUUUAUUUAUUUUAUUCAUAUAUUGUUUACGUAAUUUAUGAUGAGUAUUGAAUUAAUAAAUUUCUAUUGACA